AUGAGCAGUAGUGGAGGUAUAUUGGCUGAUCGUAACCGACUUUCAUCACAGUCAUCAACAUCAUCAGCUUGUCGUAAUUCGCUAAUUCCUCCGGAAAACGUUAUCAACGAGUCGGAAUUUCCAUCCUUGGGGGUUCGCUCCUCACCAUCCUCAACGUCCUCUACAUUUAAUUCAUUGCCGACCACCAGUAAUUACUCCUCACCAUCUGUACCACAAAACCAUCUUUAUUCAAAAGACGUCUACAAUGCUCUACAGCGAGCCCCUUAUGCGAAUUUGAUGCGAACAAGUGAUGGGAAUUCGUUAUCGACACAGAACGUCGAGUUCCGUAUCCAGAAUGAGGACUUUCCUGCUUUGCCUGGUGCCAAUCAUCUGGAAAAUAGGCAGACCCAUGCAAGAACUACAAAUAACGUCGAUGCACUUGCCUCAGAAACAAGGUAUGCCGAGAGGUCGAACACUGAACCGAAGACAGGUAUCCAGACAUUUCCGGACGGUACGGUAAAGAAUAUCCCAGCAGGCAUGUUGAGCGACCAAUUUGGUAUGGCCGGAUUGUUGACGUUUUUGCGCGCAAUUGAAACCGAUCCUGCUAUUGUUGCACUUGCUCUUGGUCAUGAUUUGACAACUCUGGGACUGAAUCUGAAUUCCACCGAGCGAAACAUUUAUGCAACCUUUGGAGGACCAUGGGCGGAUUAUCCAUGUCGGAUACAGGAUCUAGAAGCGAAGGUGCCAGAUGAAUAUUUAACGAAUGCUUCGAUUCGAGAUAAGCUGCCGAAUAUCAAAUUGAGCAAGCUAUCAGAGGAUGUGCUGUUCUACCUCUUUUAUAAUUGUCCAGGCGAGGUUUAUCAGGUCGCUGCUGCUAGUGAGCUAUACAGUAGGGAUUGGCGGUUCCAUAAAAGUCAACGUGUAUGGCUAACGCGAUCGCAAUAUGGAGGUGUCAAAGAGCAGACAUCAACUUAUGAAAAAGGGUCUUACAAUGUUUUCGACCCUGUACAGUGGCGAAAAAUACCGAGAGAUAUGACGUUGGAGUAUAAAGAGCUUGAAGAACGGCCGAAAUUGCCUCAGUCUUUGCAACAGUCGGGUCAGCCACAAGUUGCGCAAUCGUCCUCUACAACCGCAUCGCAAAAUGGUUCAUAG
This is a messenger RNA of Brugia malayi, 1131 nucleotides long. It is a transcript of the gene Bma-ntl-2, whose product is annotated as NOT2 / NOT3 / NOT5 family protein. Gene Ontology annotation, cellular component: CCR4-NOT core complex; P-body. The coding region runs from base 1 to 1131 and encodes 376 amino acids. The record is from RefSeq and is a predicted model, not a curated record. Gene Ontology annotation, biological process: regulation of stem cell population maintenance; regulation of DNA-templated transcription; nuclear-transcribed mRNA poly(A) tail shortening. The transcript is spliced from 8 exons. NCBI's taxonomy places the organism in Eukaryota, Metazoa, Nematoda, Chromadorea, Rhabditida, Onchocercidae.